AUAUAAACAAACCUGCCUCUGGACAUGUCAUGGCUUAAAAUAGAUGUUCAUAUAUCAGCCUUCCUACAGCAGCGGCGGCAGCGGCAGCAAGAGCUGCAGUAGUAGGAAGACAUGGCCGACUGGAUCUGACUAGAAAACUCACCCUGAGCUGAGAAAUCACAGCCUGCACAAAGCCUCUGAAAACAAUUGGCCAGUGCAGAGCCACUGAUGGGAACAGAGCUGAGAUGUGACACUUUGGACGGGUUCCCAAAUGUUUGGAGGCAGCUCCAGGCAACAGCUGAGGCAACACAUCAACAGCAGCAGCAGCAUUCAGCUGGCUGCACUGAGGAGGAAGGCAGCAAAGAAGAAAAAAUGUUCCCAGGGCUGAUGCUUUGUUACUGAGGCCGGGACGGGACCGUGGGUGACAGCAGCAGCAGCGUCAUCACCCACAGGGAUGCAUUGUGGGUCUCGGGAGCUCCAAUGGCUUUUAUGUCCAGGUUCUCCAGAAGCAGCUCCAGGUCACCCAGCCGGGGGUCUCAGGAAGACGCCAGCAACCACCCCAUCCUCAGUGUCUUUGAGCUGGAGAGGCUGCUGUACACGGGGAAGACGGCCUGUAACCAUGCAGAUGAGGUCUGGCCAGGACUCUACUUGGGAGACCAAGAUAUAGCAGCCAAUCGGCGUGAGCUGGCCCGCCUGCGCAUCACCCACAUCCUCAAUGCCUCGCACAGCAAGUGGAGAGGGGGUGCUGAGUACUAUGAGGGCACCGGCAUCCGCUACCUUGGCAUCGAGGCCCACGACUCGCCCAGCUUCGACAUGAGUCCCUACUUCCACCCCUCAGCUGACUUCAUCCACCAGGCGCUGAGUGAGGGAGGAGGAAGGAUCCUCGUCCACUGUGCUGUCGGGGUGAGCCGCUCGGCCACCUUGGUCCUCGCCUACCUCAUGAUCCGCCACCGUAUGACCCUGGUGGAAGCCAUAAAGACUGUCAAGGACCACCGCGGCAUCAUCCCCAACCGGGGCUUCCUGCACCAGCUGGUCUCCCUGGAUAACUCCCUGAGGCUGAAGCGGCGAGCAUGAGCAGGCAGGGGAGGGGGCGCUGUUCAGCAUCCGGUGCUCAGCCCAACCCUACUGCCAACUGAGCAGCAGACACAGGGCUUUCAUCAUGGGGCAGGUGCUUGCCAGGUGCAGCUGGACUCCCUCGGCCCAUGUCCACCCUGUCCAGUGGGGUCCUCAAGGAGUGGAAGCUAUUCAGAGGGACCCCCAACCUGCAGCCCUGUGGUCUAUGGAGGCCUAACAUGCAACCUCCUUCCAGGCUGCAAGACUUAGUGGUGCACCCUGGCUCUGGGAAGCCCACGUGGGUUGGUUCUGCCAGCGGGCACACCCAGGCAGCAAGCCAGCCCUUCCUGUCAUUGCUAUGAGAUCCAAUCUGUGUGCAUUUCUUGGUGGCAAUGAGAAUUAGGCAUGGCCCAUGGUGUUGUAGACUAGGGGUGCCCUCAAUGUAAAACAUUUACCUGUCAGAAUAAAGUUACUGCAGAGGAAAAACA
Trachemys scripta elegans is the source of this 1520-nucleotide messenger RNA. RefSeq names its product dual specificity phosphatase 26 (gene DUSP26). The transcript is spliced from 5 exons. The record is from RefSeq and is a predicted model, not a curated record. Gene Ontology annotation, molecular function: MAP kinase phosphatase activity; protein tyrosine/serine/threonine phosphatase activity. Gene Ontology annotation, biological process: negative regulation of MAPK cascade; protein dephosphorylation. Bases 460 to 1053 code for a protein of 197 amino acids. Gene Ontology annotation, cellular component: cytoplasm. NCBI's taxonomy places the organism in Eukaryota, Metazoa, Chordata, Testudines, Emydidae.